Colossoma macropomum (tambaqui) is the source of this 3234-nucleotide messenger RNA. Its product is annotated as gastrula zinc finger protein XlCGF57.1-like. The transcript is spliced from 2 exons. Bases 172 to 1599 code for a protein of 475 amino acids. Lineage: Eukaryota; Metazoa; Chordata; Actinopteri; Characiformes; Serrasalmidae. The record is from RefSeq and is a predicted model, not a curated record. Gene Ontology annotation, cellular component: nucleus.
GAGCAUCACACUGUUACACAAACAAUGUUCAGAUUCAGCUCAGAUGGAGGGAGAGCAGCUGGUCAGCUGGCCAGAUGGUCAGAGAACUUUCUCCCCAUUAGUUUUUAGUCUGGGACAGUCUUGGAUUGAGAUGUUUACUCUCUGGGAGCUCUGAGAGGGAAAUCAGUGAAAAUGUCCUGUGUUAAAGAGGAGUGUGAGGAUAUCAGUGUGAUGGAGGCAACUGGACUGAAAGCUGAAAACCAGCAGAUGGACAAAGAACAAGUGCCACGAGAAGACAUCAAGGAGGAACAUAAACCAGAAGUGAAGCUGUUUCAGGAGGAAUAUAUCUCACAGGAAUCUCACCAAAACACUAAGCCUGGAAACAGUGUCAGUGAUUCCUCCCACCAGAAAGAUCACCUGAGAAUUCAUACUGGAGAAGAACCAUUUACCUGUUCACAGUGUGGGGAGAGUUUUACCUUGGAGAGAUCUCUGAAACGCCACAUGGACGUCCAUGACGGAAAGAGACCUCAUCAGUGCUCUCAGUGUGAGUGGAGCUUCAAACGCUUCACGGAUUUAAGACAACAUGAAAAGACUCAUACUGGAGAAAAGCCGUUCGCCUGCUCUCAGUGUGAGUGGAGUUUCAGACGUUUAACGGAGUUAAGACGGCAUGAAAAAACUCACACUGGAGAAAAGGCUUUCCCUUGCUCUCGGUGUGGAACGCGCUUUUCCUUACCAAGAUUCCUGAAAACCCACAUGUUGAUUCAUAAUGGAGAAGAGCCGUUCACCUGCUCGGAGUGCGGAAAAUGUUUCUCGGCGCCAAGCCAUCUUAAAAAACACACAAAAAUUCAUACAGGAGAAAAGCCGUUUACCUGCUCUGAGUGUGGAAAACACUUUACAGAAUCCUGCAGCCUUAAAAUUCACAUGAUGAUUCAUACUGGAGAGAAACCAUUUACCUGCUCUGAGUGCGGAAAAGGCUUCUCAGUGCCAAGCCAUCUCAAAAAACACACCAAAAUUCAUACUGGAGAGAAGCCGUUUUCAUGCUGUAAGUGCGGAAAAUGCUUUACAAAACCAUGCAGCCUCAAAACCCACUUGCUGAUUCAUAAUGGGGAAAAGCCAUUUACCUGCUCUGAGUGCGGAAGAGGCUUUUCAAUACCAAGCCAUCUUAGAAAACAUGCAAAAACUCAUACUGGAGAAAAGCCGUUUACGUGCUCUGAGUGCGGAAAACGCUUUACAAAAUUGUGCAGCCUUAAAAUUCACACGAUGAUUCAUACUGGAGAGAAGCCGUUCGCCUGCUCUGUGUGCGGAAAAGGCUUUACAAUAAGAAGCCAGCUUAAAACCCACAUGAUGAUUCAUACUGGAGAAACACCAUUUACCUGCUCUGUGUGCGGGAAAGGCUUUUCAACUCCAGUCGGCCUUAAAAGUCACCUAAAGAUUCACACUGGAGAAAAGCCUUAUGCCUGUACUGUGUGUGGGAGGAGUUUUUCAGCAUUGAAUAUCCUUGUAAACCACAUGAGGAUUCACACUGGAGAAAGGCCUUUUAUCUGCUCUCACUGUGGAAAAGGCUUUAAGCAGGUUAGCACUCUAAAUAAACACGAGAAGAGAUUUCACGAAACAGGGUAGGUCUCUAUGUUGAACUUGCUUAAAAAAAAUAUGGAUGGGUUCAAAUACUAUUAAAUAGUAACAAAUGCAGAUAGAACAAUAAAAUAGAUGGUUAUUGUUUUCGUUAUUGGGUCUCUUUACACCUGGCAUUAAUAUGUGAUCGGAUCAUGUUUGGAUUUCAUGUGACUGCAUGAAAAAAUGGGUGUAAACACUCCCAGGAUGCACUGUGAGUGGAUUACGAUCAGUUCAAGAUCAGAUCACACUCAGAGAUGUUUAGAGACGGAUCCGAUCAUAUUUAAAAGAUGCAUUUUUCAUUUUCUGCAUAUAAUUAUGUGAGUGGAAAUGCAUGUGCUGGGUGCUGACUAGCUGGUGAAGGAAUAAACAAUGAAGCUAAAGAUGGAGGAUGCAUGAGUCUGAGGUUCCUCAAACCGACAGCCUGUUCCUGACUUGCCAACCGGCCAAUCCGAGGCUGUGUUCCUUACUCUUUGACCAAUCAGAGGGCGCAUUCCUGAUUUGUUGGCCAAUCAGAGGCUGUGUUCUUGUCUUGUUGACCAAUCAGAGGCUGUGUUAAUAACUUGUCAGCCCAUCAGAGGUUGUGUUCCUGACUUGCCAACCAGCCAGUCUGAUUUAAGCAUGCAAAUGGUUCUUUCAGUGUUUGUGGUUCUUUGUAGAACUAUUGUCUGAACAACGCUUGAAGAACUUUAAAUUGUUCUCAAUUAUGUAAAUGCCUUUUUUGUUACAAUUCACUCUAUGUAUUUUAUUCAUUUUGUACAGAGUUUUGGUCCUGAAUUUUACUUUGCAGUUGUUUCUGAAUGAAUGAAUGAAUGAAUGAAUAAUCACUGUGUUUCAGUUUGAGUCUACAAACAAUAAACAAACAAAUAAGCAAAAACAUAAAAUACUGUAAAGGUUCCAGCUUGCCAUGUAGAAGAAAUGUUUUCUGAAAAGAUGAACAGUCACUGGUAAUGUUGUUUUUUAAACAACAAUAAUAAAAUAGCACCAAAUAAAUGCAAUUCUAGUAUGGACAGUACCCACUACCGGUUCUAACCUGAAUAAAGAUGAGGUCUAGGUUAGCUGCGUUAGAACACAAACUUUUACAGCAAAAGCUGAAGAGCAGAAGAAGAGAUGGAGAUUGAGCUGGUCAGAUGGUCUGAGAACUUUUUCCUCAUUAGUUUUCAGUCUGGGACAGAGUUGGAUUGGAAUGUUUACUCUCUGAGAGCUCUGAGAGGGAAAUCUGUGAAAAUGUCCAGUGUUAAAGAGGAAUGUGAGGAUAUCAGUGGAUGGAGGUGACUGGACUGAAGACUGCAGAGCAGCAGAUGGAAGGUCAGUGUCAGACUCACAGUUUUUUCUGAGGUUUCAGAAGUUUCUGACCCAGUAGGUUAGAUUACCGGAUUGAAGUGGCACAGAUCCGAUUUUUUGCCCUAAUGUGACUCGGAUCUGAUGUUUUCAGGGCUGUGUGGACACACAAAUUUGAUCUUUUCAAAUCCGACCUGAGCCACUUUCAUACGUGGUCCUAGAUCAGAUACGUACCCGAUUCGUGGCCAUACGACCUUCUUGUGAACGCUCAGAUUGGAAUUCAUGUGCUUUUUCCCCACUGCAGGUGGGCCAUCAUUCAGUGUUACCAUGGCAGCAGCGCCGAACAGAAGUUAAAGCUUGUAA